CCGAACCCUUUGCCAUCCCCAACCGGGCUCCCUCUCCAGCAAGCCAACCCUAGAUCGCAACUGAUGCCUUCGCCGCCGUCGCCGCCGCCGCCGCCGCCACCGCGAGGGGUGCUCUCGUGCCUGUACAGCAGCUGUGACAGUGCGUCUCAUGAAUCCAAAGACAUGCCCAAGCUUCUCUUGGACCUCAUCCCCGCCUCCUACAGGGAGGCGGCCAAUCGGCUUCCGGAUGACCCGCGGGGCCUCGACCUGCACGGCCUCAUGAGCGGCGCCGGCAACUGUGUCGGCCUCCUCGAUCCCGUCUCCAACAUCCUCCUCAACACCAUUUGCGAGCUCGGAGCAAGCCCAUCCGAUCCACCACCAAAGAGGUUGAAGACGACGGCUGUCCCGAAAUUCAGUGGAAAGAAGAAGUGGCACGCUAUUGCAUUGAAAUCUUGCAGAGGGCUCAUUGAAUUCAUGGUGAGGUACUUCGGAUGCCUCAGCAAGGACCAGGCCACCCGCUACCUCUACUGGGCCCGCGCCGAUAUCACCCUCGCCGUCAUGCUCGUCGAGCGUGAAUUAGGGCCCCUUGCGCUUGAGCAUGCACGCCCCGACCCUAGCUCCGAAAGGACCCAGGCUGCGCUCAAGAUGGCGGCGCUGGAAGCACGCCACCCUACGCCUGACAGACUUGUGCGGCUCGCGUCAUCACGGAUCCCCCAUGAAGACCUUUCCUUCCUCAAAGUUGCUCUGCUCGAUAGUGGCCGGAUUCUCCACCCUGACCAUGUCAAGGCAAUGUCCGAUAUUCUGUGCCGUCUGGACACGCCUGUCUGCGAUGCCAAAUUGACCAUCCUGCCGCACGGAGGAGGGGCUGUUUUCUGCGUGCGGAAGGCUGGAGGAACCCUCGUCGAUGAAGGAAUUACCCAGAAAACUUCUGAUCUUGGAGAUGGCUACACCACUACCACCACCAGAUUCCAAAGGGUCGGAGACUACACCGCAUCUUUGCGUCCUCUUGAAGAUAUGCAAUCCAUGGUAUCCGACUGUUUCCUAAAGGCAGAUGCAGAAAAACUCAGAUUAAGUAUCCCGUGUGGCAGUAACUGCGAGUACCUAAAGUCUCUCCAGAUGCGCCUCCUCCAGAUGAUCCAAAGCUUCUACAUUCAGGUGUUCUCCAUGCUGCCUACAGACCAUAAGCACAUGAUCCGCAGCAUCCUUGUUGCCGGCCACUGCUAUGGCCCCGGGGACCCCGUCUCCAACAUAAUCAUCAACUCCAUCUGGUAUGAAAAUUGUUGUCCGCUCCCGGAGGCCGAUCGCAAGGGGAUCCAAGCAUACGAUAUACUCAACACCCUCUGCAUGCUGCGUGCACAAACUCGUUCCCUAAAAGGCCUUCUAUGCUUAGCAUCUACCUUGUACCCUGAAUCGUCGGAGGAAAACCGUGCUUUGAAGGCCCUGUGCGAUGAACGAUGUGACUUAUCUGGCAGAUUAAGGGGGUUGGAAGGGUUCCCAUCACGAUCACCCUCUCCCUUCCAUAUGGCGGCAGAGGCUGCCGAACACCCUCUGCCUGCUGGACUAGCGCUACUUCACGAACAGCUGGCGCAAGCACCUCGGAAAUUGGCUGAGCUGUGCUCCGUGGUAUCUGCCAACAGUGUGUUAUCCGCUGAUGAUUUCAAACGAAUAGUUGCCCUUCUAGAUAGUGUAUUUGAAAUCACUCCACCUGUGAAAAAGGAUAUGAGUGCUCGGGCUCCUAAACUGUUCAAAGAGGCCUUGAACACGCUGUCAAGAAAGAGAACUGCACAUGGGUGUAAGAGCGAAUUCAUUCGUUCGAAGCUUGCGCAGCUUCUGGAUGAUUAUAACUCUCAGAAUAUUUCGGAACCAAAGUAUGUGUUGAACUUCAUCUGCGGUGUAGAGGAAAGCGGUGCUUCAUUCACGGCGUGUUACCGUGUUAAUUUCAUGGCAACUUCUGCAUUGCAGCUUGAAAAUACACUAUUCUUCGCUGAAUUCUGGGUGCCACAUCCUAAUUUAACAAAACCAAAUUUCUGCUGCCCUCUGCUAAAACCAUAUCCUGGUCGUUGCUACUUUGGUUGUGCUUCUGCAAGGAAAAUAGUCUAUCCGAGUUCCACAGAGUACUUCGUGAAGGAUAUUACGGUAUAUGGAACUAAUGCUACGGAGGAUAUGCUAGAUACAGAUUUUGUCUAUUUUAAUUCUAUAAGAGACUUUAAGUUUGCAAAGGAAGUAAACAGCUACUAUGCACCUGGUUUUCGGGUGCAAUCGAGGCCGAUUGUCUUGGCUACUGACGAUGAGCUGAAGAUUCUAGGCCUAUAAGCCUAGUUAACCCCUGGCCCUAAAAUUUGGCACGCACGAGGCUUGUGACAGGGAGGUCAAGGGAGCUUAUUCCUCCAAGUCAGCUUGUGCAGCACACUUUGAUGCUAAUACGAAGUGCAAGGCAGCAGAUUCAAUCUGGAGAAAGUUGUCUCCUCUCAAAAAUAAAAUUUCCAUUUGGCUUCUGCACAAACGAAGAAUCUGGACUGCUGAUAGGUUGCUGGUAAGAGGACUCGCACAUAAUUCAGUAUGUGUGUUUUGCAAUGCUGGCAGUGAGGAAGUUCAACACCUGUUUAUCAGAUGCACGGUCGUGCACAAUUUUUUUUUCGAGAAUUGUCGUGCACAUUAUUUGGUGCUCAGUUCUGAAUUGGGGAGGAGUAUCUGAGAUAAAACCGGAUACCAACUCUUCUCUGAAUUCUUGGUGGCUUUAGGCGAAAAGGAGACUGCAGGGGAGUUCCAGGAAGAGAUUCUACUAUGUCUGCAUGCUGGUCGUCAAGGUGCUUUGGUGCGAGAGAAAUAGAAGAAUUUUUUACAAAGAGUACAAGCCGAUCCAACAAGUUAUUGAUCAAAUUAAGACAGACGCAACUCAAUGGGCGGCAGCGAGUAGGUGUCGGCUUGAUCUCCCAACUUAAGAUCCGUGGAUGGGCUGUUCUUGUUGUGCCUAGUUUCAGCUCCAGUUUUCAGGCAGUUGUUGGUCGUGCAGCCGUUUUUUUUUUGUUUAGUCCCAGACUUUGCUUCAGUUUUAGCUGUUCUGGUGGUCGUUGUUGUAAUCAUGAAGUUUGUACCGUGGCCUGCUUUGGCCUCCCUCUCUUAA
Molecule: messenger RNA, 3103 nt
Organism: Lolium perenne
Lineage: Eukaryota; Viridiplantae; Streptophyta; Magnoliopsida; Poales; Poaceae
Source: RefSeq, a predicted model, not a curated record